AUGAAUACACCAGUGUAUAGGUAUCCAGAAUGCCGGUUGACAGAAAAGGGAAGAGAAUACAUCGGGAAGGUGAGUAAGACGAAAUCAGGAAAAGAGUGUCUGAGAUGGGACAUUCAGCCAUACGGAACGCCCGAUGAUUUUCUCAAAGAAGUCAUGUAUUCUAACCACUUCUCCAACCUUGAUACCUGGUCUCAGAAGAAUUACUGCCGCAACCCAUCCGGAAGGGAGAGGCCAUGGUGUUUCGUAAGGGGAGAUGCUAAAUGGGAAUAUUGUGAUAUCCCCAUGUGCACGGAUACGGACCCUCCAGAGUGCAAGAUAACUCAAAAGGGCGGUGAAUACAUUGGAAGGAAGAGUGUCAGCCAUUCAGGAUCCGCAUGUCGACCUUGGGGGAUACCUUGGAGGAGCACAACAUCUGGAAUGGGGACGUUCCUCUUACCGGCAUUUCCGGACUACAAAGAAACUGCGGAGACACACAACUUCUGUCGCAACCCUGAUGGACGCGUCGCUCUUUGGUGUUUCACUGAAAAUGAAAAUCGUAACGUUGAAUUCUGUGAUAUUCCCUUUUGCGACAUACAAGAAGUUCAAGUCGGACCCAAGGGGAACGUGUAUCCCGAAUGCAGACUGACUGAGAAAGGAAAGGAAUAUUUUGGGACGAAGGAUGUGACUGAGAUGGGAAAGCCUUGUUUCAAUUGGGAAUCUCAGCCUUAUGGCAUGCCAUGGGAUUUCUUCAAUCAGGAAAUGCCUUAUCCAGAUCACUUCAUCAACGUUGACCCAGCAAUCCACAAGAAUUACUGUCGGAACCCAUCUCUGUACAGAGAGAAGCCAUGGUGCUUCGUCACUGACUCAGACAUCGAGUGGGAGUACUGCGACAUUCCCAUCUGUCGUGACCUCGGUGGGUCCAUCAAUUCAAUCAUGCCGCCCGAAUGCAAGCUGACGCGAAGCGGCGGUGAAUAUGUCGGAAGGAGGAAUUCCACCAUUUCGGGAUUUCCGUGCCAACAUUGGCUGGCACGCUUUCCAAAUUCUGAAGAAUUCAUGAAAAAAUCACUAUCUGCAUUUCCUGAUGAAGUUGAUGGGAGCCACAACUUUUGCCGGAACCCCGAUAACACAAGCCAUGGUCCAUGGUGUUGGUCUUGGCAAUCGGGCAAAACGCUCGCCUGGGAAUAUUGCAAUGUUCCAUUUUGCCAGCAGACAAGACAACGAUGCGAUGUUCUUGUCUCGGGAAAUUGCAUUACUCCAUUGGAGUGCAAGAAAAACCAAAAAGGGGACGAGUAUAUGGGAACGAAGAACAUUACAAGAUCAGGUCAGCUGUGCCUGCCGUGGAUGAAGAGGCCAAACUUCGUUUAUAUUUCAGAUUUCUAUUUGAAAGUUAAUUCAUUUCCAGACGACUUGCAUCCUUCUCACAAUUUUUGUCGAAAUCCUAAUGGAGACAAGAAUGGACAUUGGUGUUAUUAUAAACAUGGAAUUAAUCCCGUUAUAGAUUACUGUGACAUCAAAGACCCCCCCCCUAUCUAUUUCGGUGCCCUGGGCAAUUCGACUCGCAACGUCCCCCGCCCCCCUUUUCGACAGGAGGUGAAUUCAUCCCUGGCGUCCGAAAUGACGCUGCAACGGAAAGCAUUUCCGCUUCCUGAAGCGAAACUCAGGUGGUGUCAAUUAUCACGUCUUACAUUCAACCGCGUUUUCGCACCCCUGGUGAAUUUGCACCCCCCGUGA
This is a messenger RNA of Darwinula stevensoni, 1710 nucleotides long. The record is from the annotation of a GenBank genome assembly. Lineage: Eukaryota; Metazoa; Arthropoda; Ostracoda; Podocopida; Darwinulidae.